Messenger RNA from Alosa alosa (allis shad), 1319 nucleotides. RefSeq names its product alpha-1-microglobulin/bikunin precursor. Gene Ontology annotation, cellular component: plasma membrane; cell surface. The coding region runs from base 43 to 1113 and encodes 356 amino acids. The record is from RefSeq and is a predicted model, not a curated record. The transcript has 10 exons. Gene Ontology annotation, molecular function: serine-type endopeptidase inhibitor activity. NCBI's taxonomy places the organism in Eukaryota, Metazoa, Chordata, Actinopteri, Clupeiformes, Clupeidae.
ACCUAAGCUCAGUGCUGUGUAGUAGCUUGUGAGAGAGACAAGAUGCAGGCUGCAGCUCUGGUGAUGUUCCUGGGAGUCCUGGUGGGUCCCCUCCACGCGACGCCCCUGCCUUCUGAGCCCCUUCUGCCCACUCAGGAGAACUUCGACCUGGACCGGUUUAUGGGGAAGUGGUAUGAUGUGGCCGUGGCCUCCACCUGCCCCUGGAUGCAGAAGCACAAGGGACUCUCUGCUGUCAGUACCGUGGAACUGGAGAAACAGGCCCCAGGAGACACAGUCAGCAUGACCAAAACUAUGCAGUCCAGGCAUGAUGGAACCUGCAAACAGAUAUCUGGUGACUAUAAGUUGACCGACACACCUGGCAGAUUCAACUACCACGUGUCCAAAUGGAACGCUGAUGUGGAUGCCUACGUAGUGCACACAAACUAUGACGAGUAUGCUCUCAUAGUGAUGUACAAGCAGAAGCAGGGCGGCGACAAAACCACCUCAGUCAAACUGUACGGCCGUACUCCAGAACUGCGGGACACUCUGAUGGACGACUUCAAGCGUGUGGUCAGAGAGCAGGGCAUGAGUGAAGACACCAUCAGCAUCAAGCAGAACAAAGGGGAAUGCACCCCUGGAGAGACCUUGGUAGUCGCCUCACCUGCCCCACAGAGGGCCAGGAGGUCUUUUCUGCUGCUCCCUCAGGCAGAUGAGGAGGGCUCAGGGGCACCUGCCGAGGAAACGCCUCUCUUUAGGGGCACAGAGUCGUGUCAGGCCGCACCGGAUUCAGGGCCGUGUUUCGGAAUGUCCCCGCGCUUCCACUACAACUCCUCGCUCAUGGCCUGCCAGGUGUUCAACUACGGCGGUUGCCUAGGCAACCAGAACAACUUCAUGACAGAGAAGGAGUGCUUGCAGAGCUGCCGCACAGAAGCUGCCUGUAGGCUGCCCAUAGACGCUGGCUCAUGCAAAGCAUACGUAGAGCUGUGGGCCUUCGACUCCAACACCGGCAAGUGUGUGUCCUUCAAGUACGGGGGUUGCCAAGGCAAUGGGAACAAGUUCUACAGCCAGAAGGAGUGUGAGGAGUACUGUGGAGUGAUGAGGGAUGGUGACGAGGAAUUGCUCAAAGCAAAUUGAGGGAUGCACACACACAGUCAUACACACACACACACACACACACACAGUACACACAAACUAACACAAACUAAACCAAAAUACAGAAACAGGCAUAAAUACUCAUCUUCCAUAAACCUGCUGUGCUACUAAUCCAGCCAACAUAGGCUGCAGUAGAUGCUACGUGUAUCCUAUCAAACUUAAUAAAGAAACAGCUACACCAUUCUGGA